Messenger RNA from Misgurnus anguillicaudatus (oriental weatherfish), 3398 nucleotides. The record is from RefSeq and is a predicted model, not a curated record. Lineage: Eukaryota; Metazoa; Chordata; Actinopteri; Cypriniformes; Cobitidae.
UACUCCCACUGCCUUAAUACUCCGAAAUAAGCAUGAUUUAGGAAAAUAUCCCAAGUUUCGUAAAAACUUGUGAAUCACCAUUGACUUUCUCCAAACCAAGUGCAAAGUCCAGCCCCUAACUGUGGCAGUAUCAUCAAUUUGUUGUGUUUCCUGUUUCAGAGUGCAGUCUCUGUAAACAUUGAAGCAGCUGAUGUCUGCGCGCGCCUUGCUGCUGGAGCGCAAUGAUAAGUGAAGGAAAAGCGCGAGUCUCCUCGGCAAUUGCGCGGAGCGACCACAUCUCCUUUCUGGAUGGAAACACACUGUACGUCUGGGGUGGAUGUCGGUGUGUGGAUGGAAAAGAAAUUUGUCAACCCAGUGAUGAGAUCUUGCUUUAUGAUAUGGAGAGUGGAGUCUGGUCCCACAGGCAUAUGGGCGGUGAGGUUCCUCCUGUCUUAUCACAGACAUGUGGAGCAUAUCUUCAGGGUGUUCUUUACAUUUUUGGGGGUUGUGAGCGCAGUGGCUACACCAACCAGAUGUACUGUGUUGACCUCUCGGACGGGGAAUACAACUGGAGAAAAGUGACGGACACAGUGGGAACGACUCCAUCUCCUAGGAUCAGACAUUCCUGUUGGGUCUACAGAAACAGGCUUAUCUACUUUGGCGGAUACAGCGGCAAAAUGGCCAGAGAGAUCAACAACUCCAAGAAAUUUAUAGUGAAUGAGACUUCCUGGACAACAAUCGGGUCGGAUGUUUUCCAGUUUUGGGGAUGGAAUAAUGAAGUACACAUGUUUGAACCUGAGUCAGCCACUUGGACAGAACCACAUACCCAGGGCCAAUCUCCAGAACCCAGAUCUUCCCAUGCAAGUGCUACUUUAGGUCAUAAGGGCUACGUGUGCGGAGGUCUGGAAACGCAGACGAUAGACAUUCAUUGUUUAGAUCUGAUGACGUGGAUGUGGACACAAAUUGACCAUCAGACUGGGACUCUCCCACGAGGUCGGACUCUUCACACGCUAACAGCCAUCUCAGAUCACCAACUUUUCCUGUUCGGGGGUCUCAGUACUUACGGGGAGGUUCUCAGUGAUGGGUGGGAAUUCAACACUAUAACAAAAGAAUGGAAAGCGAGAAACCACACGCACAAAGACAAACCUAGGUUAUGGCAUUCUGCCGACAAGGGGAGAGAUGGUGAUGUAGUCGUUUUCGGAGGAAGCCAGACCUUCACCUUUUUCAUGGAUUCAGUGGUGAUACUCAGGUCUCCUUCUCAAAGUCACUGUGGUGAUGUGCUGCUGUUUCAGACUCAACCAUACUCGCUGUCAAGAUUAUGCGAGGACAGCAUAGGAAAACAAACAGUAUCUGUUCAAGAGCAAAUGUCGUGGUUACCAGCCAAACUUCAGAAGACAAUUGGCAAGCGGAUAUCCUACUUUAUGAACAAUCCUUAAAAUGAAUAUGCACUUGCCUAUAAGUUUACAAGGACAGUUCUCAUUUCUUGAUUUAAAGUAUGAAUGUUUCUAUACAAAUCAAGUCAUGUUUAUAGCUUAUCACAAUGCAUAUUGUUUCAGAGCAGCUUCACAGAAAUGCAUCUCAAUGUUUGAAUAGCAUUCCAAUCAAUUAAAUACACUUGAAUGUAGAUAUCUAAAUAAUGUAGAUAAGUAUAUAAGAUAAUUAUUCACAUUCUAGAUAAAACCACAUUUUAACUGUAAAUACCUCUUUUGACUGUUUUCAGAGAAUGUGUGUUUUUGUUUAGGAUUAAAAAACUUUAAUAUAUUCACAGAUAUUUAGGAAACAUGUCAAGUUCACAUAUCUGAAAAAUAUUACUCUCUUUUUAAUGUUUUUUUUUGUUUGUUGAAAUUUGUGUUUUUGAUUUGAUCUGUGUGAUCCCGCCCACUGCUAAUUUACCCAAUAGUGUAUUUUCACAGUUCAGUUGCCAGUUAUCACGGUAACUAAAUCAGGGAUUCUCAACCUUUUCCACUUCAAAGCCCCCCUAUUGUCCACAACAGUAUUUGGAAGCCCUCCACCUAUACACUGUAAAAAAAUUCUGGAAAAAUUACAGUAUUACUGGGUAUUACUGGCAACUAGCUGCCAGUAACUUACUGUAGAUUUUACAUUUAUGUUAUUUACUGGCAACAUUUUGUUCAAAGUUAAAUGAACAUGAAAAAUGUUCAGACUUUAUCGUCUACAGUAAGUUACUGGCAACCAGCUGCAAAAUUACAGCAAAUUUUUUACAGUGUACAUUUUACCAAAUAAAAUAUACUAGAGCUUCACUGUUAAAAAAUUGGUUGGUUCAACUUAAAAAAGUAAGUGUUUGUAUUGCCUUAAAAGUGAGCGGAGUUAAUUCAAGAGAAAAGUUAAUUCAACAUUUUUACUAAGUUAACUUGUAUUUUUAAUUGAAUUAACUUAACUUGAAUUAUCUUAUUUUUAAGGCAGCACAAACACUUUUUUAAGUUGAACCAACAAAUCUUUUUUUACCGUAUUGGCUAGACAGAUUAUAUUUGAAAAGUUUGAUUCCAAAAUGCAAUAAAUCCAUUUGGACUAAUUUCGGUAAAAAUGUGUUUUCUAUACCAAGAAAGUGACAAGACUUUCACAUAGCAUCUUUAGGUUACAAUAACAUUAAAAAUUCAAAUCCAUAAUUUGAUUUUCAGAGAUUUAUUAUAAAAACUGAUAAUUUUUUCCACAAAAUGCAAUAAAUCCAUGACACGUUUUUUUUCCCCAAAAUGCUAUAAAUCUAUUGAAUCAAUAUAUAAAUGUGCAUUCAUCUUUGCCAUGUUAUAUUCAAUUAGUUGACAAGUGGUAUACACUGAUUAAAAAAAAUUAAACAUUAAUGGCAUUAAUCAAAACACUUACUUUGUCAUAUUAAGAACACUGUCAUUGGUGCUGAUAUACUUGGGAUGUCGUCACUGAACUUUUUUGACAGCAAUCAGCUGUAAAAUGUUAUUGUUUUUGUUUGUUUGUUGAUCACGAAUUACAAAGUAGAUGAGGAAAACUAGGAUUCAUGUGUAUUCAACAAGCCGCCCUUAUUGUUUACAAUGCGUGGAAUGGUGUGCUGUGAUUUGUUGAGUGGAUUUAUUGCAUUCUGCAGAGGAGGAUGAAUGCAGUUUAUUGCGUUUUGGGAAAAAAGAUGAAAGGAAUAACACGGCGGACCAGAUACAAUACUGAUUUUGGUGGUAACUCUUUUUUUUAAAUGCCGUUUAUCGCGUUUUGGAACCAAACUCUUCAUUUGUUACAAAAUAACAAGAAAUAUCUUGAUAUUUACUUGUUUUAGCUGAAUGUUUGCUUGUUUUAAGUCUUAUUUAGAUUUGUAGUCUUAUUUUAAAUAAUUUUAAGUCAUCUUAAGGCCCCUUUGAAAGUUUGCAGAGGCCCCCGCACCCUGGUUGAGAAACACUGAUUUAAAUGAGAGCGCAAUGGCCCAUAAAUGGAACCUUUAG